AACUCACGUUCACGUUCAGACAACAACCCGAGAGAACUGUUUGCAAGAUCGAACAAGAAUUGCACGCCUACAGUGAACUCCUUUUGAUCUCUUCUUGGACCUGAUCUUAAAGACUUCAAGACCGAACCAUCGAGAUGAAGAUCUGCGUGGCCACCAUUCUGUCAAUCGCCCUCCUUCUGGAUAACUCUGUCAAGCUCCGAGCUUCCGUUACUGGGCCGGUUCCCUCGGAUGGCGAUGGUCCUGCAUCUCAGGUGUGUCAGCAGUGCUGCCAGGGACCAGCUGCAAUACCCGGCAUACCAGGUCUGCCUGGCCCAGUAGGGCCGAUGGGGCCGUACGGUCAGCCGGGGUCAAAGGGCGAUGCAGGUCAGCAAGGUGAGAUUGGCCCUAUUGGACCUAUGGGUGAUCGGGGAGCACCUGGGAACACUGGGUUUAAAGGUGAUGAUGGGAUUGGUCUGCCCGGCAAGAUAGGUCCGAGAGGGCUACCUGGUGUUGUCGGAGGAACCGGGGAAACUGGUGUCAAAGGUCAGAAGGGUGAGCUAGGGGAGACAGCAGACGACUCCAACAAGCGGGUGGCAUUCACCGUGGUGAGGACGAGCAACUCGGAUACCUCUACGAGUCAAGACACCCGUUUGCCCUUCCAGCAGACUGAGACGCUUCUGCCAGGUACCAGCUUCGAUCUCGAGACCGGCACGUUCACAUGUAGUGUGCCGGGGACCUACGUAUUUACGUUCUCUGUUCUUAAGUAUAGCAACGGCGGUUACCUUUACAUCCAUCUUGUUAAAAAUAACUACAAAGUGAUCAGUACCUAUGGUACAUCAAAUCAACUUGGUCAGUUGUCUGGUAGCGCGGUGCUGGUCCUGCAGCGAGGAGACUCGGUGUAUGUUACCAUGUCCGGUAGGGCGCAAAGUGGUUCCAACUAUCACUACACCUCAUUCAGUGGCUUCCUCCUUUUCUCCGAAUAG
Molecule: messenger RNA, 962 nt
Organism: Patiria miniata (bat star)
Lineage: Eukaryota; Metazoa; Echinodermata; Asteroidea; Valvatida; Asterinidae
Product: collagen alpha-1(VIII) chain-like
Exons: 3
Coding region: 135-962 (275 amino acids)
Molecular function (GO): protein binding
Source: RefSeq, a predicted model, not a curated record